This is a messenger RNA of Seminavis robusta, 924 nucleotides long. Lineage: Eukaryota; Bacillariophyta; Bacillariophyceae; Naviculales; Naviculaceae. The record is from the annotation of a GenBank genome assembly.
AUGAGGAUUCUGCCGCUGCUACUCCUUCGGAGGUUGACAUUGGUUCGGACGAUGAGCUUGAUUCACUUGGAUCUUGGGAUGAUUGUUCUAUCCCUGAUGAUGAGUCGCAAGAUGAAGUAUGUCUUCGAAGACAUUACCAAGUGUCAGACUGCAGGGACGAAGUAUCGUGGUCAUCGUCAAGCCCUUGGAGAGACCCGUCCUGUCAACAUUCCCAAGAACGAAUCGGUGGAAGCCCAGAUUGUCGCAGACGUUUUGGAGGAUGGAUUCAGUUUGAUGCAAGCUACGAGGCAAGUCAACCAUCAUCUAAAGGAGACGGAGCAGCCCUUGGUCUCCUUUGUCUCCUUUUCCUCCGUUUGGCAUCUCUCCAAGCGACUCAAGCCCUUGUACAAGCGGCUGCCAAAUGGAAAGUUGGAUCCCAACGGUGAAUAUUCUGAGGAAGACAAGGUGAUUUUGAAUGUCAAGUAUGAUGACGAGACCUGUGUCAGUCUUGGAUAUUCCGCCAAUGCCACUGAGGGGCGUGUUGUGCCACUGUUUGACUACAGCGGCAAGACAUUGUUGACAAUCAAGGACUACGGGAACAAGAAGAAACUGGAGAUUGUCCGUAUCAAGACCUUGUCGGAAAAGAGUGGCUGGGUCAAGAAGGGACGGGUAUCAGGGACGCCGUACAAGGAGGAUCCUUUGACUGCAGGAAAGGUGGCUAACUUGGGCGACGGAACCAUCAAGAAGCUGAAGAGCGUGUCCCCACCCAUCAACACCUUUGGUAAGCUAGCCAAGCUCACAAAGGGGCGCAUCAAGGAGCUGGUCCAGCAGAAGGUGGCUAGUAAGAAGAACUUGGAAGAGUGGAAGAAGAUUUGCCAGGCAGCGGAUGAUGCGCCACCAGCCAAGCAGGAUUACCACAAGGAAUCAAAUCCUUACGAGGCUUGA